Molecule: messenger RNA, 1539 nt
Organism: Marasmius oreades (fairy-ring Marasmius)
Lineage: Eukaryota; Fungi; Basidiomycota; Agaricomycetes; Agaricales; Marasmiaceae
Exons: 1
Coding region: 1-1539 (512 amino acids)
Source: RefSeq, a predicted model, not a curated record
AUGGAACGGAUCAGACUGCGUGAAGCCGCUCUCUCUCCAAUCCGCCGUGUACCUGUCGGGUUGUGGAGGAAAAUCUUCUCAUUAUUUUGUUUCUCAGGAGAGUACCCCAUCUCUCUUUACAGCAGUGAGAGGGACAUUCCGGGAACCGACGCCGAGCCUGACAACGCUCAGGGCUACUACAAUUACAAGAAAGAGAGUUAUAUAGGGGUCAAUGCUCGCCCUUACACUCUGCUUAGCGUGUGCGCUCACUGGCGUUCUAUCGUCACCGGAAUCCCAAAUCUCUGGUCGUCGAUCCGAAUAGCUGGACAUUUCACCCUAGACCUUUCCCCCGCACUCGAUUACCUUCUGUCAAAGUCUGGCAACUUCCCUUUGAUUAUCCAGAUAUCAUUGACGUACGUCAAUAUACACCCCAACAACCGAGAUAAUGCUCUUCAAAGCAUAAAAUUUCUGACAGACCACGCUCUCCCCCGAUGCAAGCGCUUUAUUGUCAACCAUUCUUGCUGCAGAUUCAUGACACAGGAAAGGAUCCAUCUAUCGUUACCAGCAUUGGAAUCAUUGGAGACAGGAAUCCCUCAUUUGUCCCUAGUUGAAGCACCCAUCCUUAGUCAUUUGAAGAUUUCACAUAUCCACGAGUCACCGAAUAUUAUCAGGUUUCCUUUGACUCGCCUGGUGUCUUUGGAAAUCACAAACAACAUCGUUCUACAAUCCCUGGUUCUCCGAAUUCUUCCUCUUUGUUCAGCUCUCCAAUCCCUGAGCGCACCGUUUCGGUUCGCUGGCAACCUACACAUGAAAGGCGGUGUUUUCCCAGACAGUCCAAAAGAGAUCUCAUCCCUCCAAAACCUACAGAUCCAAAUUACGGACUUCCGACAAGACCUUACCUUUCUUUUCAAAUACUUCGAGCUCCCCAACCUUUCCUCCCUUGAAAUUGAAGUGUCAGACUCAUCCUCGUCUGUUUUUAUUCCCCCCGUUACACUAGCAAGAGGUUCCGAUUUUCCUACAGCUUUUUAUCGGUCGGUGUCGGGGUUACGGAAGCUGACAUUGCGUUUUCAAGACAUCCGAUACCACGAAUCUUCCCUCGACCACAUCGCGGACCUUCCCGGAGUGCUAACGGCAAUGCCUUCGUUGACUUCGUUGGAAGCUCGACAACAAGGAUUGUCUAACCCACAACUGAACAGAUUAGAUGCCCUCCUCAUUCCGUUGAUCGUUUCCCCAGAUAGCACGAUGGGCGCAAUCGUUCCCAAACUAUCCACCCUAUCCAUUUCUUACAACGCCCUUCUGUGUUUUAACUGUAAACCGAGCUCUGAGGCGGCAUUCAAGUAUGUUCUUCUUUCUAUGGCUGAAAGUCGAGCACGGUAUACCAAACUUGCCGAGCUACACUUGGAUUAUCCGGGGUUCGAUACCAUAUGCGAAUGCAAUUGCCAUGACUCGGGAAUAUCGAGUGUCUUCGAGGAGUUGGAGGAAGGAAUGAAGGCGUUGGGAAAGUAUGGGUUAGCGUUUGCAGGUAGAAAGCUUCCGAUAUCGGCCUUGUCCUCGUGUUGA